GGCGGGCCCGGCGCCUCUGCCAACCCCGCCGGGCGCCCGGGACGCGGCGGGAAGGGAGAUCUUCCGCUACGGACGAAGCUUCGCUCCCUGCAGAAAGAAUGGAGCGGCCGCGGUUGCCGAGGGCCCCGAGCGGGAUGUGAGGGGAGGCGGCGGCGCGGCCGUGACGCGGAGCGGGGCGGGGCGGGGCGGGCGUGGGUCGGUCCGGCCAUGCCGAAGCGCUCCUGCCCCUUCGGAGAGGCGGCCCCGCUCCAGCUGAAGACCCGCGUGGGGCUGCGGGAGCUGAGCCGCGGCGUGCGGGGCGAGGAGUACCGGCGGGAGGUGUUCGAGCGGACCCGGCGGCUGCUCUUCAGGGGUGCCCAGGCGUACAUGGAGGGCGCGGCGGCCGCUGCUCGCCCGGCGGAGCCGGGGCCGGCCGGGGAGGCGCAGGGCGAGGGGCCCCGCUGGAACGGGCAGCUCCUCAUCGGCCACGACGGCAAACUGCGGCGGCGGCCGGCGGACAGGGCAGUCCCGCCCGUGGGAGCGUCCAGAGCCUGCUCGUCGUGCGUGAGAACGGCCGAUGUGAAGGACGCGUGUGCGCAGUGUGAGCGGCUUGUGUGUCAGAGCUGCAGCCGGCUCUGCAGCUGCUGUAACGCGGUCACCUGCUCUUUGUGCUCCACCGUUGAUUAUGGUGAUGUGGGAGAGCAAGUUCUCUGCAAUGGUUGUUCAAUAUUUCAAGUCUGAAACUUGCUGGAAUAACCCUUGUGGCUAAAACGUCCAUGAAUUUCAUGAAGUCUUCUCCUUACAGCUGGUCAAUUAAUCCUUUUAGCAUGUGAACAAGUUACGGAAUUUCUAUGUUUUUUAUCUUUAUAUUGUACUUUUAAAUAUUGUAGCUAAAUAAACAUUU
Messenger RNA from Malurus melanocephalus (red-backed fairy wren), 883 nucleotides. It is a transcript of the gene SIVA1, whose product is annotated as SIVA1 apoptosis inducing factor. NCBI's taxonomy places the organism in Eukaryota, Metazoa, Chordata, Aves, Passeriformes, Maluridae. The transcript is spliced from 4 exons. Gene Ontology annotation, biological process: extrinsic apoptotic signaling pathway. The record is from RefSeq and is a predicted model, not a curated record. Gene Ontology annotation, molecular function: CD27 receptor binding. Bases 208 to 720 code for a protein of 170 amino acids.